CGUUCUUCUUCUUCAUCCUUCACCCUUCUCCCAACUUUCCUUCAAAACCCUAAAUCCCUAAAUUCCAUCCAUAUGUUCUUCUUCUGCAACCUUCUCCCAAAUUGGACAUACUCCGUAAUUCUUCAAAUCAUAUGUUCUUCUAUCUUCUUCCACUUUCGAUUUUUGUUUACUCUCUCUGCGAACCUGCGAACAGAUGAACAUGACUUCGACCUCUUCGGCGCCAACGAAAUCAUAUUCUCAAGGUUGGUGAAGACAAUGAGAUCGAUAAAUAUGGACGAAAGAUGAAGCUGCUCAAGGUGAAGGAUGGGACACUCCCACCCAUUUUUUAACCGUGUUCAUGUUUGAUGUUGAGCUUUCAGAGUAAAUUUGCGUGUAAUUCAGAUCUGGUUCUUUUUUCAGCAGAUCAUCUAUGGUACAAAGCACAAUGAUUCCAUGUUGUAGCCUCCUUUGACAGGGGUUUGUUUCGACUGUAAGACAUAUGCGCUCAUUCGUUCCUGCCAUUUAUGACAUAACAGUGGCUGACCCUAAAAGUACUCCUGCUCCUACAAUGCUAAGACUCUUAAAUAGGAAACCUUCUGUGAAAAUGAUAAAACAGAAAAUGAUAAAAAACAUUGGAGAAGGCAAAGUAUCCGAAUCAAACAAUGGUGAUACAGUUAUUGAUAUUCCACCAGACCUGUUGAUUACAGAAUUUGAGGACCCAAUCGUAGCAAUAGUUAAUUCUACAUAUCCGGAAUUUACGAGCAAUUCUUGCUUCUACAUUGGAGGAGACGUGCGUGAUUAUUUCAGUGCAAAUUCUAUUGAUAAGUCGGAAUUCCACGAUGUAACAUUGGUUGACAUCCUCACCCCAGAAUUUCUCAGUUCACUGCAAACAUCAGGAUUACCUAACCAUCAUAUAAAACUAAAGGUUGGGACACCAAUUAUGGUCAUGAGAAACAUCAACCAGUAUGAAGGCUUAUGUAAUGGAACAAGGUUGAUAAUAACAAAGUUGGGUGGUGUGAUUUAAACUAUGUGAUUUUUAUUCUGGUGGUAAAAUUACUCUUGGUUGGGUGGAGAUAGAAGUUGAGUGUUGAGCCUUUGUUGCCUUUUAUAUGUACCAGUAUGUAAACUUGUAACAGGAUCAUGGCAUGUCUUAUGCUGUGUUAUUAUUAAUAUAUUUCU
Molecule: messenger RNA, 1158 nt
Organism: Vicia villosa (hairy vetch)
Lineage: Eukaryota; Viridiplantae; Streptophyta; Magnoliopsida; Fabales; Fabaceae
Exons: 4
Coding region: 479-1003 (174 amino acids)
Source: RefSeq, a predicted model, not a curated record